AUGGUACAUUUGAAUAAAAUAAAUAAUUCCGUGUCAGGAUGCAGGAACUCCAAAAACAACGUUGUAUGUUCUGUAGAUUGUAAGGAAAAUAAAAGAAAUGAAAAAAAGGCAACAAAGUAUUUUUUCUCUAAGAAAUUUGCUUUUUGUUUUGUUGUUUCUGCAUAUAUAUUUUUAAAGUAUAAGGAUGAUUUCGAAAGACAGAAUGCUGCUUCUAAAUUACAAUUAAGUAACAAAAUUGUGAGGAAUUUAGCUGAGGAACAAGAAGAAGAAGUUAACGCAGAAGAUUACUCUGAGUUAGAAGAAAUGGAAGGAGAAGAAGCAGUCGAAGGAGAAGAGGCAAUGGAAGGAGAAGAAGAAGUUGAAGGAGAAGAAGCUGUUGAAGGAGAAGAAGCUGUUGAAGGAGAAGAAGCUGUUGAAGGAGAAGAAGCAGUUGAAGGAGAAGAAGUUGUUGAAGGAGAAGAAGCUGUUGAAGGAGAAGAAGCAGUGGAAGGAGAAGAAGCAGUUGAAGGAGAAGUAGUUCAAGGAGAAGAGGCAGUUGAAGGAGAAGUAGUUCAAGGAGAAGAGGCAGUUGAAGGAGAAGGCAUUAAGGCAUCUGCUGAAUCAAGUGAAGAACAAAAAAAAGAGGCUCCACCAGCUAAAAUUUUGAAGGAUGAUAGCAAUUUCAAAUUAUUAUCACCAGAUUGUGAAGAAAUACCUGUAACCGAAAAUAACGGCCCCUUGUUUAGUGAUGAUGGAAAUGUAGAUCCAAAUGAAUUAUUUGACCUCAAACCAUUAGAACAAAGUGCAGAAGAGAUAGCAAAACAUCCCAUUACAGCAGCAUAUUUGAGUAAGAUUUUUGAAGAAAUUACAAAAACUGAUUUACAAGAUAUUGAAUAUGAUUAUUACGUUGAUUUUAGCGUUGACGGAAGUCAAAUACCAAAGGGUGACUCAGAGGAUGAUUUAAAUGACGAAGAAGAGGGUGGUGCACCCCAAAAGAAAGGUGAAGUUGUAAAGGACCCAGCAGAAGAGGCUCUAAUGAAUGAUAUAUUAAAUUAUAUUACACAUGAUACGAUUCAAUAUGUAAAUGCAAAAAGAAAGUCUCCUGAAAUAAAUGAAGAAGAUAUUCCAAAGACAUCUCCUGCAACAAUAAAUAAUGCAGAGUUUGCUGCUAAGUAUAAGGGGCAUUCAGUAGAUCUUUCAAAAUAUAAAGUGAUGGAUCACAAAAAAUUUGCCAAAACAGACAAAAUAGAAGAUCUCAUAAAGAAUGAAGUAAUUGAAGCUAUGAAUGACAUCGGAAGUGAUAUUUUAACGGAAGAAUUUGAUGAUUUAUUAGAUAAUUAUUUUGGUGAAAAAAAAAACAUUGAAAAUAUAGACCAAAAUACGGAAGAAGAAACUGAAGAAGAAACUGAAGAAGAAACUGAAGUAGCAACAAAAGGAGCAACUGAAGUAAUCGCUGAAGAAGUUGCUGAAGAAGCCGCUGAAAAACCCGCUGAAGAAGUUGCUGAGGAAGUUACUGAAGAAGUCGCUGAGGAAGUUGCUGAAGAAGUCGCUGAAAAAUCCGCUGAAGAAGAAGUUACUGAAGAAGAAGUUACUGAAGAAACCGCUGAAGAAACUGCUGAAGAAACUGCUGAAGAAAUCGCUGACGAAACUGCUGAAGAAACUGCCGAAGAAACUGCUGAAGAAACUGCCGAAGAAACUGCUGAAGAAACUGCUGAAGAAACCGCUGAAGAAACCGCUGAAGAAACCGCCGAAGAAACCGCCGAAGAAACCGCCGAAGAAACCGUCGAAGAAACCGCCGAAGAAACCGCCGAAGAAACCGCCGAAGAAACCGUCGAAGAAGCCCCUGAAGUAGUUGAAAAAGCCCCUGAAGUAGUUGAAGAAGUCCCUGAAAUUGUUAAAGAAGUAAAGGAGAAAAAAAAGCACAUUCGAACUGGUAUUAUGGAUAAUAACACAUACAAUAAGAUAUUGAAUGAGUUGUAUGCGGAUAUAGCAAAAGAUGAAGAAAAGGAAAGAGCUGAAAUUGCCAAAGCUGAAGAAGAAAAACUUGCAAAAAAAGCCUUAGAAGAAGAUUCAAAAGGAAAGAAAAAAAAAAAAAAAAGCAAAAUAUGUAAAAUGAAAAAGAUCUUAGAUAAAUAUGCAGCAGAAAAUCCAGUAGUGCAAAGACCAUAUUUAAGAAAUGCUGUAGAAGAUAAUAUAGUAGAUUCAGAUGAAAUGGACGAUUUAUUGUUUAAGGAUUUUAACUUAUUAGAAAAAUAUGGAACACAUAAAACUAGCACCUUUUAUUAUGAAAUGACAUGUUUUGACGAAAGAUUGAGAAAUUCAGAAAUAAACGAAAAGAUAAAAGAACUUGAUGCAUUACCAAAAAGAAAUGAAAUGCUUUCCCUUUAUUGGCAAUCGUAUAGAAAUGAAAGACAUAAAUUUCUAGCUGUUAAAAAAUAUUUAUUAGGAAAAUUUAUGGAAUUAAAGAAAAGGCAGACCACUGAAACUCUUCCAAAAUUUAACAAGAAAUGGAAAAAAUGUGAAGAAAUAGUUGAAAAUCAUUUUACAAAACAACAUGAACAUGUGAAUGAUGUAUUUUAUAGCUUUAUUACAAGAAAUAACGUAACAAAGGAUGAGUUCAAAGGUAUCAUUGAAAAUAUUAGAGCCUCAUGGGAUGAUGUUACCCAUAAAGCAAAAGAUGAAUGUAUUGCGUUUAUGGAAGUGCCAAUUCCACAAGAAGUAAAACAAAGAAAAGACAGCAAACCCACGAAGGGAUUAAGUUAUUGGGAAAAAUUUAACUUUAAAGGAUUUUUUAAUUAA
Plasmodium gonderi is the source of this 2778-nucleotide messenger RNA. Its product is annotated as Plasmodium exported protein, unknown function. The coding region runs from base 1 to 2778 and encodes 925 amino acids. The record is from RefSeq and is a predicted model, not a curated record. NCBI's taxonomy places the organism in Eukaryota, Apicomplexa, Aconoidasida, Haemosporida, Plasmodiidae. The transcript has 2 exons.